Molecule: messenger RNA, 2550 nt
Organism: Spathaspora passalidarum NRRL Y-27907
Lineage: Eukaryota; Fungi; Ascomycota; Pichiomycetes; Serinales; Debaryomycetaceae
Gene: CCT8
Product: chaperonin-containing T-complex subunit
Exons: 1
Coding region: 32-1684 (550 amino acids)
Biological process (GO): protein folding
Cellular component (GO): chaperonin-containing T-complex
Molecular function (GO): ATP binding; ATP hydrolysis activity; ATP-dependent protein folding chaperone
Source: RefSeq, a predicted model, not a curated record
UACAUAGCUUAUUAACCACGAAAGUAGAAAUAUGUCACUUAGACUUCCUCAAGCACCCAAUUCGGGUUUGUUCAAACAAGGAUAUCAAUCCUUUUCCAAUUCAGAUGGUGCAAUCAUUAGAAAUAUUGAAGCUGUCCGUGAAAUUUCUUCCAUGUUAGUAACUUCCAUGGGACCCAGUGGACGUAACAAGAUCAUUGUUAACAAAUUAGGUAAGAAAUUCAUCACUAAUGAUGCUGCUACUAUCUGUAAUGAAUUAGAAAUUGUUCAUCCUGUUGUAAAAAUCUUGAUUAUGGCUUCAAAACAACAAGAAUUUGAAAUGGGUGAUUUCACCAAUUUAGUUAUUAUUUUAGCUGGUGAGUUCUUAAACGUUGCUGAAAAAUUAUUAUUGUUGGGAUUGAAUGUUACUGAAAUUAUCCAAGGGUUCAGCUUAGCUAACAAGUAUGUCAUGAAGAUUUUGGAUGAAUUGGUUGUUGACAAAGUAGAAUCCAUUAUGCAAAAGGAACAUUUACUUAAGGUUGUUAAACCGGUGAUUGCCGCAAAACAAUAUGGAUACGAAGAUUUAAUUUCCAAUUUGGUUGUUGAAGCUGUUCAAUCAGUCAUCAACCCAAAGAAUCCAGCAAGUUUUAAUAUUGAUAGUAUAAGAGUUGUUAAAAUUAUGGGAUCUUCAUUACCACAAUCACAAGUUGUCAAGGGAAUGGUUUUCCCAAGAGAACCGGAAGGUUCAGUUAAACACAUCAAGAGUAAAUCUAAGGUUGUUGUAUUCACAUGUCCAAUUGAUAUUUCAACUACUGAAACUAAAGGUACUGUAUUAUUACAUAAUGCUCAAGAAAUGCUUGACUUUACUAAAGGUGAAGAACAACAAUUGGAUCAAGUUGUAAAGGAGAUUAGUGCUUCUGGUGUUAAGGUUGUUGUUGCUGGUUCAAACGUUGGAGAAUUGGCAUUACAUUACUUUAAUAAAUAUGACAUAUUACUCUUGAAAGUUGGAUCCAAGUUUGAUUUGAGAAGACUUUGUCAAGUAUGUGGUGCUACUCCAUUACCUAGAUUAGGUGCUCCAAUGCCUGAUGAAAUGGGAGAAAUUGAUAUCAUUGAAACUAAAGAAAUUGGAGGUGAUAGAGUUACAAUUUUCAGACAAGCCGAGUCGUCAGUUUCAAGAACUGCCACUAUUGUCAUUAGAGGCGCUACUCAAAAUAACUUGGAUGAUAUUGAAAGAGCUAUUGAUGAUGGUGUUAAUUCCAUCAAGGGUUUAUUAAAAGAUGAUAGAUUAUUACCUGGUGCAGGUGCUAUUGAAAUUGAAUUAAUUAAGAGAAUCACACAAUACGGUGAAACCACUCCAGGAUUGUUACAAUUGGCAAUUAAGAACUUUGCCAAGGCAUUUGAAGUUAUCCCAAGAGUUUUAAUUGAAACUUCUGGAUUUGACAGUACUGAAGUUUUAGCCAAAUUACAUGCUGCUCAUUCUGAAGAACCGGGAUUAAAUGUCGGUAUUAACAUUGAUGAUGGUGAAUUGGUUGAUAUUUCCACUAUAGGUAUUUACGACUUGUUAAGUUCAAAGAAAUCAGCUAUUGAUUUGGCUGUUGAAGCUACUAAUACUAUUUUAUCUAUUGAUCAAAUUAUUAUGGCUAAGAGAGCUGGUGGUCCAGUUAUGCCACAACAACCAAGACCAGGUAAUUGGGAUCAAGAUGAUUAGAACUAUAUAGCAAAAGUAAUAAAGGUUUAAUUUUUAAUUAUAGCUGUACAGUUAACACAUACAUUAAAACUAAAGAAAAAAAAAUUAACUUUUUUUAGUUAAUAUCUUUUCCAAUGGUUAUAAAGGUUUUGAUUUUUGUUAAAUCCUUAUUUCCUUCGGCAUCUUCAACACCACCACUGACGUCAUAACCAACUACAUUUUUAACAUCUUGUGUAGAUAAUAAAUUUUCUGGGGUUAAUCCACCAGCAAGUAAAACGUUUGUAAAGCUAAGAUUAUCAUUAAUAAAGCUCCAAUCAAUAAUUUUACCUUCUCCACCAGCUUCUGAGUCCAACAAAGGAAUUGCAAAGAGUUUUUCUUUAGUUAAAUAUUCACCUUGUUCGGCUAAAUCUGGAAACUGGGUAGGAAUAACGUAUCUUGGAAUAAUCCCAAAUUUACCAGCAAUUCUUUCAUCCUUAAAAAAUGCCAUCUUGUCUUCGUUUCCAUGUAGUUGAAUAAAAUCUAAUUCUAAUUCAGUAGCAAUGGAAACAACUUCAUCGAUGGGUUGAUUUUGGAAAACACCAACUAAAAAUGGACCAUUAUCAAUUAUGACUUCACUUAUCAAUUCAAAGUAUGCACGAGGUGAUGAAUAAAACUGAUUAGUCAAAUAAGUUUGAAUGUCUUCUAUGGUUGGAAAUUUUUUAGAAGAUCUUGCUUGCUUAACUUGGGAAGAUAUUUGUUUAGCAAUUUCAAAGUCAAUUGUACGUUUACGACCUGGAACUAAAAUACAACCAAGUAAAUCAGCGCCAUUAUCUAUAGCUGUAGUGGCAGCUUCAACUGUUCUAAGUCCACAAAUCUUAACUAACCGAGGCAUCUUGUAUGACUAAUGU